AUGAAGAGGGAGGAGGAAGGGAAGCUGGAAGUAGAGGCAGAAGCACUCAAGCAGAAGCAGAAGCAGAAAGUAGAAGAUGAAGCAGAAGAUGCAAAAGCAGACGAUGCAGAAGCAAAAGCACUCAAGCAGAAGCAGAAAGUAGAAGAUGAAGCAGAAGAUGCAGAAGAUGCAAAAGUAGAAAAAGCAGAAACAGAGAUCGAAGCAAGAAGCAGAAGCGGCGAGGAGCAGCGGCGAGGCGGCGAGGAGCAGCGGCUGGGUAGAUCGGCGGUGGCAGGAGCAUGCAUGAACGUGUUUUCUGAAACCAAAAAUCCCAGUGUUUCCAACAAGCAAUGUGCUGGGAAGGAUUUUGUUGUGCUUGUUUCAAGGCUUCUUGUUGUUGAACUCUUCCUUCGUUAUGAUUCCUUUGAGAUUCAAAUCUUCAAUCUUUUGAUCUAUUCGCACUCCACUAACCAGAGAAAAGCAGUAUUAUCGUUGAGGGACGCAAAAAGCGGCAAUGCGAACCAGUUGAAGGCUCUAUGCGGCAAGAAAGCUUUGGUGAAGCUUCUGCGAUGGCAUUUUGGUGAAGCUUCUGUGCUGUUCUCUCAGGUUGCAGCUUCAAAGAUAAGUAGAGAUCCACCUACUGAUAGCAAUGAAAAAUAUGCUCGCCCUGUUCUUGGAGGAUCUACUUUACCGUACUCUCGUAGAGGAAGAACAGGAAGGCCACCUACUAACAAAGAUCCUAAGAGUGAGAAACGGAGCGAUUUUGUUUACCUACCAAGGGACGAAGCAUUUGGUCACUUGAAGUCAUCGGAUUUUCUAACUUAUGGAUUAAAAUCUAUAGCCCAAGAUGUGAUGCCUGUUCUCACAGAUGCAUUUGAUGCAAAUAUCUUAACUCUUGAGUUUGGUGAUUUUGAUGAAGUGGAUAAACUCUAUACUGGUGGAAUUACACUACCUACAAACUUUCUCAGCAAGUUUUCCCCUUUGCCAGUACUCAAGGAAAUUCUACGAACAGAUGGUGAACAAUUCCUUAAAUAUCCACCACCCAAAGUCAUGCAAGUGAAUAAAUCUGCAUGGAUGACUGAUGAAGAAUUUUCUAGAGAAACACUUGCUGGUGUAAAUCCUAAUGUCAUUAAGAGUCUUGAGGAGUUUCCACCAGGUAGCAAGCUAGAUAGUAAAGUCUAUGGUGAUCAUACUAGUACAAUGAAAAAAGAACAUUUAGAGCCUAACUUAGGAGGGCUUACUGUAGAACAGGCUGUUGAGAAGAAGAAAUUGUUCAUUCUAGAUCACCAUGACUAUUUAAUUCCAUAUUUGAGAAGAAUAAAUUCAAGCAAGACAAAGGCCUAUGCUACAAGGACAAUUUUCUUCUUGAAAGAUGAUGGAACUUUAAAGCCACUAGCCAUUGAGUUAAGCAAGCCACAUCCUCAAGGAGAAGAGCAUGGUCCUGUGAGUGAUGUCUAUCUACCAGCAUAUGAAGGCGUUGAAGGUUAUAUUUGAGUGAUGUCUAUCUAGCUACAUGCUUCUGUUCUUCACUUGACUAUCGUUGCUAGGCACUCGCGGCACUAUGGUGGGACACGGGUGAACGAAGUUUCCAUCUGUUUGGGUUUUUGAUUUGUGUUUCGUCAACUGCUGCCAGAGCAUUCAAAUCGGUGCUUCAAUCUAUUUUUUGAUUUGAGGAGAACAAUGCUUUCUCUGUGUUGUUGGCUUAUGUAUUUUGCAACUUGUUCAUCAGGGUUCACUGAAUUAUAUUAGUUCCCAGGUGCAGCAACAACAUUUGGUUAUUCCUUCAAUGCAAAGCCAUGAAUAGAUGCUUCAAUGAAUCACAAAUUUUCACUUGAUGGAGUCACUUUUGUCCUUGCAGUGGCGCGGCUUUUCUCUAUUGAUUGGUACAGAAACUGAAUCAAUGGGAAGCAAGAAGUUAUGAUAGGAUACUCGGACUCAGGAAAAGAUGCCGGUCGUCUUUCUGCGGCUUGGGCGCUGUACAAGGCUCAAGAGGAGCUCAUAAAGGUUGCGAAGGAUGUCAGUGGAUAUGUAAACAUUGUAUAUAUAACCUAUUCUAUGAUGUCUGCUGGAUAUUUAGAUCAGCAUCAUAUGAUUGUGUCUCUAAUACUAUUGUUAUUUAUAUAAUAAGACUUUGAUCCCUUAUGAUGGCAUA
This is a messenger RNA of Arachis ipaensis, 2131 nucleotides long. NCBI's taxonomy places the organism in Eukaryota, Viridiplantae, Streptophyta, Magnoliopsida, Fabales, Fabaceae. The record is from RefSeq and is a predicted model, not a curated record.